Molecule: messenger RNA, 1501 nt
Organism: Trichobilharzia regenti
Lineage: Eukaryota; Metazoa; Platyhelminthes; Trematoda; Strigeidida; Schistosomatidae
Source: the annotation of a GenBank genome assembly
AAAACUUAGGUCACUGAAUUUAAAAAUCCUAUAUAAUUUAUGAUGAUCAACUAUUUAUUAUUCGAAAAUUUGCAUUUUGAAGGCUCUUCUUGUUUUAACGAUUAGCUUUCUGGAAACCAAACAACUGUUGUAUUAGUUGUCGCGCAGAUGCUCUCUGCACGUAUUGCUUUACGUUUCAUUUCAACAUCAUUUGCGCGAGUAACAGAUCGUCUCGCUUCAAAUUCUAUUCGUAAUUCAUCUACCUUCAAGUAUUCCGACCUGAUUACUAAUACUACUACAAACAGAAAGCCAGUACCUGAAAAACCGUCAGAGUUUGGAUCCACUUUCACAGAUCACAUGCUAAUCAUUAACUGGAAAAAAGAUUCAGGCUGGUCACCACCUGAAAUAUGUGAAUGUAAAGAGUUUCCUAUUCACCCUGGUUCCAAGGUUUUGCACUACUCUAUUGAAGCUUUUGAAGGUAUGAAGGCUAUGCUAUCAAAAGAUGGAAAACUGAAAAUGUUUCGUCCUGACAAGCACUGUAAUCGUCUGCUUGACUCCACUAAGGCUUUAUGUCUUCCAGAAUUCGAUCCUGGGGAGUUACUCAAGUGCAUGAAAGCACUACUGAGAAUAGAUCAGUCAUGGGCUCCGAAGGGUAUAGGGACUGCACUUUAUAUGCGACCAGUAAUAUUUGGGACUGAACCAUCAAUCCAACUGGAUGUAAGCUCAGAAGCCAAGCUGAUAGUGAUGCUUUCUCCCGUUGGUGAAUACUAUGCUGGAGAAAAGAAUGGAAUUUCAUUGUAUGCUGAUCCUGAAUUUGUUCGUUCUUGGCCUGGUGGGUAUGGAGCUUAUAAAGUUGGUUCAAAUUAUGGACCAACACUUAAAGUUCAGAAUAUAGCCAAAGAAAAAGGAUGUGAAAACAAUCUCUGGCUUAGUGGUGCAGAAGAGUAUAUUGCAGAAGCUGGAACAAUGAAUAUUUUUAUUUACUGGACUGAUGAGUCUGGAAGAAAUAUUCUGUCAACACCGAGGUUAAGCGGGUUACUUUUACCAGGAGUUACACGCUUGAGUAUUUUGGAAUUAGCAAGAGCUUCAGAUAAACUAAGAGUUGAAGAAAGAAGAAUCAGCAUAAAAGAAGUUAUAAAAGCAACUGAAGAGAAACGAAUGCUUGGCAUGUUUGGAACAGGAACAGCCUGUUUUAUUAUGCCUAUAAAUAGUAUCCUUUACAGGGAUAAACAUUAUGAGAUACCAAAUAAUUCAUGUGAAAGAGGACUAAUUAACUGGCUUAAAAGAAGACUUACAAAUAUACACUAUGGUCUGAGAGGUCCACAUCCAUGGAUGGUGUCAAUUGAUGAAUGAACAGGUGUAAAAUGCAAGCAGAUAUUCACCACACAAGAAAUCAUUUUCAUCUUGUUCAUGGAAAGACUGUUUUGAAUACACUAAUUAUUUUCCCUAAAGCUGACUAUGAAUUAUCAUUCACAUUUUCUUUCUAACUUCCUAGAAUAUUUUAUUUUAUUUUCAAAUAUUG